Messenger RNA from Calliphora vicina (urban bluebottle blowfly), 7849 nucleotides. RefSeq lists its product as uncharacterized. The record is from RefSeq and is a predicted model, not a curated record. Gene Ontology annotation, molecular function: chitin binding. Lineage: Eukaryota; Metazoa; Arthropoda; Insecta; Diptera; Calliphoridae. The coding region runs from base 130 to 7797 and encodes 2555 amino acids. Gene Ontology annotation, cellular component: extracellular region. The transcript is spliced from 12 exons.
GGGAGUUACCAAUUGACUCUAGCAACGACAAGUGUUUUAGAACAAAUUGCCAAGAAACUAAUUAAGAGUGGAAUUUUAUAGGAACUCAAAUCGUUGUCGGAAAGAAAAACGCUAACAAGGACACUUGAAAUGAGAGGUUUCCUUUUAGCUGUAGCUUGUCUAGCUACUCUUGCUACAUCUUUGGCUGUAGAUGAAGAAUGUGUUCAACGAAAAGUACGCGGUCUACCAGUCCACUGGCCCAAUCCCACCGACUGUUCCAGUUUCUAUCGUUGCACGAAUAAAAACAUUAAACGCGAAUUGUUGUGCCCCGAAGGCAAAGAAUACAAUCCACGAACUGGCCGUUGUAGCAGCAAAGGAAAUAAUCUGUGUCAGUUGAGCUUAAUCGCUCCAUUGGCCGAAACAACGAAUCCUUGCACUAAUGAGAUUUCGGGCGCCUUUGUGGCCGAUGUUAAGAGUUGCCGCGGUUUUAAUAUCUGCAAUAAUAACUUAGCCUAUCCACAGACCUGUGCUGCUGGCAGCUAUUUCAAUGCCGAAGUAUCGGCCUGUGAACCCGAUACGCAAUCUUUAUGCUGGGAGAAUUUGUGUGUGAAGAAGGCAAACGGUGUGUAUGUGGCGGAUGCUAACGAUUGCCAUAGUUUCUAUAUAUGUUACGAUGAAAAACCAGCCUCGCAAACGUGUCCCGAGGGUAGUUAUUUCAAUGGCGAAAGUUUGAAUUGUCUGCCCGGCAAAUGUCCAUCGGAGGGAUCUAUUACCACUCCGGCCACUACUACUGACGAAACUACAUGCACUGAGGAAACCACCACAUGUGCUCCGGAAACUAUCACCACAACAUGCACUGAGGCAACCACCACUUGUGUUCCGGAAACUACCACCACUACAUGCACUGAGGCAACCACCACAUGUGCUCCGAAAACUACCACGACUACCUGUGCUGCAGUAACCAUCACUACAACCUGUGCUGCGGAUACAACAACUACAACCUGUGCUGCAGAGACAAUAACUCUAAGUCAAGCUACUACCACUUGCACCCCAGAAGAAACCACAACGCCAGCAAGCGAUGAUGAUGAUUGCUCAAAUACCAAUUGUGACGGCAGCAAAUGUCAAAAUGCUAAAGACGGCUUCAUCUUUCCCGCCCAAAAUACCAAUGCUGGCUUUUGCGUUUGUGUCAAACAAAAGCCUGAAUAUCGCGCAUGUUCCGAUGAGGCCAUCUUUAAUGAAUCUCUGCAAAUUUGUGUGGCUCAAGACAAAGUUUGUCCCUCCAGCAAAUGCUUGCAACAGCCAGACUAUACCACCUUCCCCGCUUCCAAUACUACGAACGGUUUCUGCAGAUGUUUAUCGGGCGUGGCCAGCUAUUUCGAGUGUGCCGAAAACGAUUAUGUUUACAGUGAAGUAUUGGGCUUCUGUGUUAAAUCCUCCAACAGCGAUGACUGUGAAGAGGAAACAUCAACAACACCCGCUACAAUAUUGUGCGAGGGAGGCUUUAAAGAUGGUGACUUUGUGCCCUAUCCCAAUAAUUGCAUGCUUUUCUACAUCUGCUAUGAGGGUGAAUUGGUAGAAAGCAGCUGUGAAACUGGUAACUAUUAUGACGACACAAUUAAGGCCUGUCUACCCGACACCGAGGGUAAAUGCCCCGAUUGUCAAGUGGCCCAAACAAGCUCUAGACGCAACAGGCGUGCUGUUGCAAACUGCAUUGAUGGUGUAAAGAUACCAGCCGUCGAUUGCGAUAAAUACUACAAAUGUGUAGGCGGACAAAAACUGUUGUAUGGCUGUGGCAAAAACUAUUUCUUCAAUCCUAUCACUUUAAGUUGUGACUUUGAUGAACAGUUCACAUGUUGGACCAGCGACACUUGUGUCAAUGGCAUGAUGACAGCAUAUCCCACCGAUAGCAAAAAGUACUAUGAAUGUGUUGAUGGAAAACAAGUUUUAAAGACUUGCGAAGCAGGCAGUUCCUUUAAUAAAAUCUCAAUGACCUGUGUGGCUGAGUGCACAUGUCCGGGUGGUUAUACAGAGGGAGAUAUUUCGCCCCAUCCUAAGGAUUGUGAUAAGUUUUAUAUCUGCGUUGCUGGCGUGCAGAUGGUACAUGAAUGCGGUAAGGGCAAUUUCUUUAAUAAACAAACUUUAAGCUGCGAAAAAGAUGUUAAAAAUACCUGCAACGUUGAAGAGUGUGCCACAUGCCCCGGUGGCUAUAAAGAUGGUGAUCUAUCGGCCCAUCCACAGGACUGCGAUAAAUUCUAUAUUUGCUCUGAUGGCGUCCAAGUUCUGCAGGAAUGCGGUAAGGGUAAUUACUUUGACAAUGAUACUCUAACCUGUGAACCCGACAUCUACGAUGAAUGCUGGACCAAGGAGUCCUGCAUUACCUGUCCCGGCGGCUACGAAGAUGGAGAAUUUUCACCACAUCCCACGGAAUGCAACAAAUACUACAUUUGUUACAAUGGCAGUCAAGUGUUGGAGGAUUGUGGCACAAAUAAUUACUUUAACAAGGAUAGCCUAAUGUGUGAACCCGAUGUUUAUCAUGUUUGCUGGCCAAAUUUGUGUGCGGGCAAACCAAAUGGUGCACUAGUGGGUAAUCCUCAACAAUGUAAUAGUUUCUUCCUGUGCGAAAAUGAGGAAGCCCAACCUAAGAACUGCUUAGAAGGCGAGUACUUUGAUUACACUGUUGGGGCUUGUCAAGCUGAUGUUAAGGCCGUCUGCUAUAAUCCCUGUGAAAAUGAGAACGCUGGUCCAGUUCUUCUCCUGCCACAUCCCGUUUGUAAUAUGUAUUAUUUCUGUAAUGAUGGCAAAACGAAUGUUGGCACAUGUCAAGUUGGUAGUUUUGACAGCGAGACGGGUGUUUGUAAUGAAGCUAAGAAAUGCUAUCCUAAUCCAUGUGAAAAUCCGCAAAAUCCCGGUAUCUUCGCAGAUCCAAUUGAUCCUGCAAAAUUCUUUAUUUGUGUAAAAGGAAUGCCUGUAUCGAAACAAUGCCAAGCAGGAGCGGAAUUUGACCCGAUCUUUAAAAUGUGUGCCAAGGUUUCGGACCCCGACUGUGCAAUAUGCGAUAAGGAUGGAACUUUCCCCACUUUAGAUCAAGGCAACGAUUCUGAAUUUUGUGUAUGCGUUAAGGGUAAAGCUACCAAAAUCGAAUGCCCCCAGGAAUACACAUUCAACUCUGAAUUAGGUGUCUGUUAUUCGAAUGCUCCCUGUGAUCCAAGUUAUUGCUUGGAAAAUGAUGGUUAUAUUCCCUAUCAAAAUCGCAAUGAUAGCAAGAGUUUCUGUAUGUGUAUCGAUCAAAAGCCUGUUAUUAUAGCAUGUCCCAAUAAUGGCACUUUCAAUCCAUACAUCUCAAAAUGUUCGGAAAAUGAAAUUUCGCCCGAAUGCUUACAAUCCGAGUGUGUAGGUGCAACAACCGAAGGAAAAGUAUUUAAUCCCAUUAAUACAAAAACCAGUAAUGGCAUCUGUGUAUGCAUUCAACAAAUUGCCACCUUUAGACCCUGCAGCCUUGGCAGUAGCCUAAAUCCAGCUCUAACUAUAUGUCAAUUAGCGGAGAUUAAUUGUAAUUCGUAUCAGUGUCGCGGUUUGCCCGAUAAAACAAAAAUACCAGCUCAGACCACAAUCUAUGGCUAUUGUGAAUGUGUUGCUGACAUUGCCACCUACCACAAUUGUCCGGAUAAUGGUGAAUUUAGUGGAACGACAAAUAAAUGCGAAAUACCGAUUUGCGAUUUAACCAAAUGUACUUCACCAAGCGACCGAUUACCAGCUGCGAAUACAGUUGAUGGCUAUUGUGAUUGUAAGAAUAAUGUAGGAUAUGUGGCUUGUGGAAAAGACUUGAAAUUUAGUUUAGAUUUUAAAUUUUGCACUGAACCGUGUUUUGCAAAACUUUGUGAAGGCAAACCUAAUAAUUACCUAAUACCAUCGAAAAUCAAUGACAAUAGUUUCUGUAACUGUAAUGCGGCCACUGGAAAUGUGGCGCCUACUUUCGAAUUGUGUAAGCCCGACAACUAUAUAUUCGAUCAAGCCAAACAGGCAUGUGUGGGUAAUGCAAAGGAAUUCUGUGCUGGCGUAGUUUGCAAUGGCAUAACUGAAACGUUUCCGGCUGUAAAUAUUAUGACUGGCUUCUGUUUGUGCACACCAGCUAACCCAGCACCAAUGUUCAGGGAAUGUCUUCUAGGAAUUUUCGAUCCUACAACAGGUUCAUGCAUUCCAACGGCUAAAGAUGUCUGCGAUAUUAGCCUGUGUGCUAAAGCUACCAUGGACCAACCCCUUACAAUACCAUCCAAAACCAGUGAUAUAGAGUUUUGCUAUUGUUCGAGCCCCACCGAUGCCAUGGUAGUUACCUGCCCCACUGGCAAACACUACAAUCAUGCCAAGGGCAUGUGUGUAAGUAAGCAGCUGGACAACGGUAGUGAUAAUGCAUGUCCUGAUGAUGUCGAAGAGGGCCAGAAGGUGGCUGAUACUACGACCUGCAAUAAAUACUCAAAAUGUGUGGAUGGCAUUAUGGUGCCAGAGACAUGUCCAGCUGGCAAAUACUUUAAUGUGGAAAGCAAUGAUUGUAUCAUAGACACCCAGGGCGUUUGUGAUAUGUCGGAAUGUACUUGCUUGGGCGCCUAUUACGAGAAUGAACAUUUGCCACACCCCAUCAACAAGCACUUGUAUUAUGUGUGCAAAGAUGGUAUGUUGCAUGAAUACAAAUGUCCUGAUCGUCGUAUUUACAGUGUCACUCAGAAACAGUGUGUCAGCGGCAUUGCAGCUGCCCCUCCUAAGGUCAAAUCCCAAAAACGUACCAUUGACUUUAGCAAUGAUCAUGAAUUUGGCUGUUUGGAAAAUGAAAAACGUUCGGUGCCCUCCAACUGUUCGCAAUAUGAAAUCUGUCUUGAACAGGCCUGGCAACGUAAAACCUGCAGCAAUUAUCGUUACUACAAUCCCGAACAAAAGAAGUGCUUAGAACCACGCGAUGAUUUCGUAUGCUCCUAUGCCAAAGUAACCACAUUGCCCAUUUGCAAUGCCAGCAUGGAACACAAAUUGUAUCAGGCCAAGACCUGUCAACAAUACUACCGCUGUCUAGAAGGCAAAUGGCGCUUGAAAUCAUGUGGACGUCAACAAUAUUUUAAUGCAAAGAUGGGCACCUGUUUGCCAGUGCCACAAGAUCCAGAGUUUCAGUGCUCGAAAAUAAACAACAAAAUCUUAGAGGGCUUGGCAAAUCAAAACACAACCUGCCAACACUUGAGCCAACGUUUUUAUGGUAAAAAUUGUGCCAUGUAUUUGAUGUGUCUGGAUAAUGAUUGGUGGUAUCAGUACUGUCCAGCUGGUAUGUUUUACAAUCAAACCCUUAACUAUUGUGUGCCGGAUGUUGAGCAACAGUGCCCAGAUGUGAUUAAAUCCCAUAGCACUCCUAAUGCUGAAGAGUUUUCCCAGGAUGCUUGUCAACAAGAUGGUUUGCUAAGACCCUCGGCCUUGGCCUGUAAUCGUUACUUUGUUUGCCUCAAUGGCAAAUGGCAGAUGCAACACUGUGCCCAGAAAGAGUUUUAUGAUAUUACCCAUGCCAAAUGUUCGCCCGACAUGGAGGGUGUGUGCAGCCAAUUGUUUGUGGAUUGUUUGCCGAAUGAAAAAAGAGCCCUGCCUCGAAAUUGUUCUGCAUAUGAACAAUGUUCCAGUGAUGGCAAAUGGCUGAGAUUAAGCUGUCCCCAAGGAGAAGUAUACGAUGACAUAAUACAUGAAUGUAUCACGAAUCGGGGUAUAUGCUCUAAGCAUGGCCUUAAAAGAGCCUGUAGGAAUGAGGAGAUUAUGGUGGUAAAUAAAAAUUGUUCCAUGUUUUACUAUUGUUCGUUGGAUAGCUGGAAUUUGGGCAGCUGCCUUAAGGGUUUCAUGUAUUUGGCUGAAAAGCAAAUGUGUGUUGCUCAUACAGCCGAAGAUAACUGCAAAGCCCUGACUGAAAAGCAAUUGCAAGCAAGUGCCUUGAGACAAGAAAGCGAAUUAUGCCUAGGAAAACCGGAUGGUACUUCUGUAGCUCAUCCCUUGGACUGCAGUCGCUAUUAUAUUUGCAUACAGCAAUCCAACUCCCAUGAAAUGCAAUGCUCUAAGGGCAGCUACUUUGAGGCCAGCCUGGGCUACUGCCGUCCCAAUGAUGGCAGCUGUCGUCUACCCUUAACCGGGGUAUGUGCUAAUGCCAGCGAUGAAUCCUUGGUAGCACAUCCUACAGAUUGUCAAGCGUUUUACAAAUGUUCCUCCAUUAAUGGCACCGAAUUGCUGAAUUGUCCCGCAGGCCAAUAUUAUCACAAUUAUACCCAACAAUGUCGCAUUGAUCAUGGAGAGUGUAAAAAAGAUUUGGUGGCUGAGAAAAAAUGUGCUGGUUUUGCGCAUGGCACUCGUCUGGCCCAUGAAAAAUACUGUAAUAUAUAUUAUGCCUGUGUCAAAGGUUUGGCCAUACCCGUCGAAUGUCCUGAUAAUUAUCAGUUCAAUGGCAUUUUGGGUAAAUGUGUGGCCGAUGUGGAGCACCAAUGUCUAGAUGGCCAAUUAAUAGAUGGCAAUAUAAGCUACAGUUGUGGCAAUUUGUCAGAUGGUUCCUAUUUGCCCGAUCGCAAGGAUUGUACACGUUAUUAUAUCUGCUCUCAAGGCCAGGCUUUGCCCAAGAAAUGUGCCAACUCCAGUUAUUUUGAUAAUGAACUAUUGCUGUGUGUGCCCGAUGAUGGUUCUUGUCCAUUUGUCAAUGAAGACAAUGGCCAGCAAAAUCCGGUUGUGCCAGAUCCCUUAAUGUGUGAGGGUAAACAUGGCUAUUUAAUGACAGAUCCCUUUAACUGCAACAAUUUCUAUGCCUGCAUACACAACAAACUAAAACAUGAAAGAUGCUACUCCCAGCAUUUGUUCAAUACCACCACACAACAAUGCCAGCAGAAACCUCUAACGGAAACCAAUACAAAUGGCAAUACAACAGCCUUAGAUCUUAAGCUAGAUGCUGCUAAAAGCCAAAACCCUCAGUGCCUAGACGAGACUACCUCCAUUACGAAAUUAUGCUCGGAAAUGAGCGAGGGUACAUCUUUGGCUGAGCCAGGUGAUUGCAGACGUUAUAUAACCUGCAAGGAAUCCGAAGAGGAACCCGUUUCCCAACGUUGCCGCAAUGGUGAAAGUUUUGACAGUCUUUUGGGCUUCUGUCGACAAAACGAUGGCACCUGUCUGCUGGAGAAUGGACAAAGGGUGGGUGAAUGCAGCGGCAAACAUGGCCAACUGGCCAGAGAUCUUAAUAAUUGUCGCAAUUAUUUCGUGUGCAUUAAUGGCCAGAAAAUCGCCCAAACCUGCCAACCAGAUGAAUACUUUAGUAAGACGCAAAAUAUGUGCUUAAAGGACACCCAGAAUGUGUGUGCUACCACCCAGACACCGGAGGAGCAAGUAAAACAGUCCUGUGCCGGUUUAAGUGAAUCUGUUCUCUAUCCAUAUAUAUACGACAGUUGUCGCUCCUAUUUCCAAUGCAUUAAGGGUGUGGCCAAAAUACACAAAUGUGCCGAUGAACUGUAUUUCGAUCCUUUGGCCAUAAAAUGUGUUAAGAAUAAAACCGAAUGUAUUAUGCCUACAGCAUCUUUGCAGAGAUCACCAGCUUUUAGUCAAACGUUUAGCCAGCUAUGCUCUAAUAAGAAAUUAGAACAUCCCUAUGCUAAUCUGGACAAUGAGUGUCGUUCGUUUUAUAUCUGUCAUAGCAAUGGCGAUGUAAGCCAUGAAUUGUGUCCCUUAGGCAUGAUGUUUAGCAAGGAACUGAAUGUCUGUACUGCUGAAAACAAAACCCAAUGUGAAGUUAAAAAGCAAGGAAACAAUGGAAAAGGAAUGUUAAUGUGAUUUAUGGAUUUUAAGUUUUGAAUUAUAAUUUUAAGAAAUUAAAAAAUAAAAG